Molecule: messenger RNA, 761 nt
Organism: Cajanus cajan (pigeon pea)
Lineage: Eukaryota; Viridiplantae; Streptophyta; Magnoliopsida; Fabales; Fabaceae
Product: histone H2A
Cellular component (GO): nucleosome
Molecular function (GO): structural constituent of chromatin; DNA binding; protein heterodimerization activity
Source: RefSeq, a predicted model, not a curated record
CUACGCAAUAUCUUCUCUCAUCCAAUUCUCGUGUUCAACUCUCUCAAUUCCCAAUUCCUCUUCUUCGCUGCUAAAUUCUAGGGUUCCGAUAUGGACACUGGUGGAAAGAUCAAGAAGGGCGCCGGAGGAAGGAAGGGUGGCGGCCCAAAGAAGAAGCCGGUGACAAGGUCAGUGAGGGCCGGUCUCCAGUUCCCGGUGGGUAGAAUUGGGCGUUACUUGAAGAAAGGAAGGUACGCGCAGCGCGUGGGUACCGGCGCUCCCGUUUACCUUGCUGCAGUUCUUGAAUACCUUGCUGCUGAGGUGCUUGAGUUGGCUGGGAAUGCUGCACGUGACAACAAGAAGAACAGGAUAAUCCCCAGGCACGUGCUUUUGGCUGUGAGGAACGAUGAGGAGUUGGGGAAAUUGCUUGCUGGUGUUACCAUUGCUCAUGGUGGUGUUCUUCCCAACAUUAAUCCUGUGCUUUUGCCUAAGAAGACUGAGAGGGCUGCUAAGGAGCCUAAAUCCCCCUCCAAAGCUACCAAGUCUCCCAAGAAGGCUUAGAUUAUGUAUAUGUAUUAGUGUUUGGGUGUUUUUUGUGUAAAAGGAAAAUUGGUGUGUCUCAAACACUCUAAUUCUUAGUGCAUUGUCUUGUGUGUAGGUGUUUGCUUCAUUAAUAGAAAUCCUCUUGUUUUAAAUCAUUUUUUUUAUGGCGGUGUUGUUUAUGGUUUAUACUCUGAGGAUAAACAUCUUGAGAUAUUAACACGGGCAAAUAAUUCAGAUUU